Messenger RNA from Chlorella variabilis, 2067 nucleotides. RefSeq lists its product as hypothetical. The coding region runs from base 1 to 2067 and encodes 688 amino acids. The transcript is spliced from 7 exons. The record is from RefSeq and is a predicted model, not a curated record. NCBI's taxonomy places the organism in Eukaryota, Viridiplantae, Chlorophyta, Trebouxiophyceae, Chlorellales, Chlorellaceae.
AUGUCAGGAUCAUCGUACUACGGGCGCCCGCCCCUGGCGCCCGCGGCCGGCGGCAUCUUCAAGUCGGCCGCGGUGGAGGUGCUGCGCCGCACGCACCGCCUCAUGACCACCGGCGAGAUCUGCAGGCGCGCAGCUGCCGCAUGCUGCCUGGUGCCACUGCGCAAUCGGGCCACAGGCAGGCUGGCCCUCGACUGGGGGCUGCUGGCCUGCUCCGGCAAGACCCCCGAGGCCACCAUGGCCUCAGCCAUGUAUGGAGACAUCAAGCGCAAGGACCGGCACUCGCUCUUCAUCAGGCAAGUGCUGGGUGCGACUGGAAUUGGCAACAAUGCUCUUAUCCUGGUUGGCUUUCAGGGCCCUGGACGGCCCAAGAAGGCACGGCGCAGCCGCGGCAGCGACAGCGAGGAUGCAGAGUGGAGCGGCAGCGACGAGGGGCUCUCAGAUUCAGAGCAGCUGGGACCAUCUGAUGAUGAGCGCCUGGAGCCCAAGCUGUACUCGCUGCGCAAGGGCAAAGUGGGGCGGCUGCGGGAGGCAGCGGCGGCAGCAGAGGCGGCCUUUCCUGCCAGGCAUGAAGCAGCGCACCAGCCGCCUGCUCUCCCAGGCAGCCAGCAACAGUGGCAGGUGCCUUCAGGUGGCUUAGAGCCCCUGUGCCUCCCCAACCUGCGGCCACCUAGCGCCGAGGGUGGCAAGCUGCACCUGGCGCCCGACAUCUGCAGGCGCAGCACCAGCGGCAGCGCCAGCGCUGGCAGCCUGCUGUCGCCCCCGCUGUAUACCGUGCUGCAGAGCCCGCUCAUUCCGCCUGCGCGUGCGCCAGGCAGUGGCAGCGGCUGUGUCGCCAGCAUUCUCAGCCCCUGCAGCGCGCUGCCCGACCUGUGCAGCCCAUUGUCCACGGCCCUGCCCUUCCUUUCAAGCCUGGGCACCACCCCGGCCAGCUUGGCUGGCCUGCUUUGUCAGCCGGGCGCCCAGGCACCACAGGCACGGAGCACAAGCACGCAACAUUUCUCUGGCGGUUGCUGCAGCAGCCAGCAGCAGCAGGCAGCAUCCGCUCUCAAGGGGGGUGCAGCUGCUGCGGCUGCUGGAGCUGCUGCAGCAGCGGCUGCCGCCGUGGCUGCGGCGGCUUCGGUGCCAGUCGUGCCGAGCUCAGCGGUGCCAGCCAUGGUGCCAGUCGGUGGCUGCAGCGCGGUAGUGCCGCCCAUGAUGCAGCUGGGGCUGGGGCUGGAGCUGCUGCCCAUCCUGCCGCUGGAGCUGUGCCAGCAGCAGCAGCAGCUAGACAUGCCAGUGGGCCGCACCCUAGUGGGCAUCCCUGCUGGCAGCCUGUCCUCUGAGGCAACGAUGGGAGCAGCAGCAGCAGAAACUGAUUUGGGCAGAGGAGGGGGUGGGGGAGUCGGCAUCCCGGAGAUCGUGUUCAAACUGCUGCCGCCGCAGCAAGGCGGGCCGCUGCAGGCGUCAGCCGCUUGCGAAGGAGGCCGCUGCCAGCCGGGUGCCAUCGCAAUGGAUGGAGGCUGCUGGCCACUGCUGGCAGACAGGGCCACAUUGCCUUUGGAGGCAGCUGUCACCACAACAGCCCUCGGCGGUGAGGUGCACGCGGCGGCGGCAAAUGGCGGCACCAAUAUCAGCUUGGCAGCACACCAGGCCCCUGCUGGUGGCUGCCCACCUCAGGACGCUGGUGGCGGCGCCGCCGUAGCUGCGACAGCCUUGGGGGCUGGUAGCAAUGGUAAAAAUCAUGAGGAGGGGACGCUGCUUGCUGCCGCUUGUUCCGGCGGUGGCGGCGGUGCGACAGCAAUUGUGGAGAAGAUUCGGGAGGUGGAGGGCAAGGUUUGGGCGGUGGAGAAGAAGUGCGGGCCGCUGAGCUUGAAGACGGGCAAGGCCUACUUCCUGCUGCACCACGCGUGCCUCCACCCACAGGCAGUGCCGCUGUUCCAGGCCAAGGCGGAUGAGGCGCUGCAACGGGCCAACGACAUCCUGCAGCAUGCCAGCCAGCUGGGCCUGGCAGACUGCCGGGAUGGCGAGUACCGGGGACUGCUGGAGGGCAUCCAGGCGGCGGCGCGUGGGCAAGAGUGGGGGCGCUGA